Messenger RNA from Nothobranchius furzeri (turquoise killifish), 1510 nucleotides. RefSeq lists its product as uncharacterized. The record is from RefSeq and is a predicted model, not a curated record. Lineage: Eukaryota; Metazoa; Chordata; Actinopteri; Cyprinodontiformes; Nothobranchiidae.
CCUCUUAUUUAACUGAUGCCCUAUAAAACCCACGCUCUUCUGUCGCAGGUGCAUUUACUUCUCCCUCUUCGGUUUGCAGCAACAGGAGAAAACACAGACAACAUGGAAAAGCACAAUUAUGGACGUCUUGCUGCUGUAGUCGUAUCAGUCGUCGUCUUUGUGAUAAGUCUGGUGUUCAAUGGGCUGUCUGUUGUUGGAGUUGGCCCCUAUCAAACCACGACAGCCAACGUGUCGGCUGUGUUUGACACACAGCUCACACCUUCGGGAUGGACCUUCUACAUCUGGACCCUUAUCUACAUCUGGCUGAUGGCGAUGGUUGCUUACAUCACUGUGGGACUCUGCAGAAGAAAUGCAUACGGCUAUGUCUACUGCAGACCCGCAGUGCUUCCAUAUGGGUUCUUCUUCAGCUGGUGUCUCAAUCAGUGUUUUAACAUCGCUUGGCUUCUUGUCUGGGACCGAGGGAUGAUGAUUGUUGCACUGGUCUUCCUCAUCCUGAUCAUCUGCACAAACUACCUCAUGAUAGUUUUCAUCAGUCACAGCCUCCAUAUUUAUGGACCCUGGCUCAAUAAGUACCACAAAGCAGACCUGUGGCUCAUGCGUGUUUUGGUCAGUGUUCAAAAUGUGGUGAAGGUUCAGAACGGUGUGAUGAUUUACACCACAUGGACAACCAUAGCUACGCUUCUCAACCUGACGAUAGUGUUGAGUUAUCACGCAGAGAUGUCCCCAGCAGGCGCUGCCACCCUUUCGUACUCCCUCCUGACCGUGCUGUUGAUCGUUUGGUUUGUUUUGGAAAACUUUGUUCUGGAGAAGUAUGUGCGGUACAUCUUCAUCACCUACCCUGUCGUGAUCUGGGCUCUGUCAGGGAACAUGGAUAAAAAUUAUGACACCGCUUCACCCAUUGGCAACGGCAUCUUCAUCGCUGUGCUGCUGGCUGUUGCCUUUGUGCUGCUUGUUACCCGGAUUGUUUUGAUUGUUUGGAGAAGUUUGAAGCAGCCGCUCUAUAAAGAUGGGGGUCAUGAAAAAAUGGAAGUGAUGGAGAUCGCUGGGGGACAGAACAUCAUAUUUCAAUGAGCAUUUUUGUUAUUUGUUAUUGUUACGUUUUUUUUUUUUUGUAAUUUAUGACUGUGUUAAUGCUAUUUUAAGCGUUGUGGGACCACCUACGAACCUUUAUGGGUGUUUUGCUGAAUUAAGAUAAGAGAAUCUGCAGUAGAAACACUCUGCUGGAGUUUAUUUCAUAAUUUGUUUAGUAUCAAAUGUCAGUUAUGUUAUUUUUGACAAAUUUUGACACAUACAUCAUAAUGUAUAAUAUUGCAAUUUUUUGUUUUUUUCAUUUUCCGUUUAUGUUUUUUGUUGGCAAAACUUUUUAAAGAUGCAGUUUAGUUGUAUAGUUUUAAAAAAUAUAUCCUUCAAAACUGUACCUCAUAUCAUUAGUUUACUAAUUAUAUUUCCCUUUUUUUGCACAAAAUGUAGUUUAAUGUAAAAAUAUUUAAUUAAAGUUCUUAGAUGUUUG